ACCUUAAUAUAACAGAGCAUGAAGAAACGGAAUCUGAUGAUAAAAAAGCAGAGCAUGGUGAUGAGGAAAUGACUGAAAACUCUUUAUCUGAAUCGGAAUCUAGUAAUAAGAAUACUACGGAUGAUGAAUCUGAAGAAGUUCUUGAAUGA
Racocetra persica is the source of this 149-nucleotide messenger RNA. The record is from the annotation of a GenBank genome assembly. NCBI's taxonomy places the organism in Eukaryota, Fungi, Glomeromycota, Glomeromycetes, Diversisporales, Gigasporaceae.